AAAAUUCCUACUGUGAUCACAGAAACUUUGAUAGUGUAAACCACCAGCCUUUAGAGUGUGAGUAUUUACAGUGCACUUUUUUUAUUAGAUUAUUUCAACUUUCUAAACAAGGCAAGCUUACUGUUCCAGCUAUGAAUGUCAAUGACUCAGUUACAAAGGUACAGUAUAUCUAUAGCCUGCAGAGUUCAAGACAGCUAGUCAAUCUGAAAUAUGAAGUACAUAUUCUUCACAGUGUUCCAAGCAAAGGCCUUUUUUAGGAGAGUUAGUAGGAAGAUAGGGAAGAUCUUGUUCUGACUUGUAGGAUUGGUCUCACUCCUCCACAGGGCCACCGUAGAUAUUUACAAAAUAUUUUACAUGAAGAGAGACCUCUCCCAAAACCUAGAGAGAGAUCUUUGUUGGUUGAUCAUUAAAAGUACUUGAUUUCUGUCUUUCAGACGAAAUUUGACAAUCUAUACUGCUGUAGAGAGUCUAUUUUGGAUAGGUAAAUUCAAAGAUAUUUUAAUUUUACAUAUAAUAUAUACUAUCUACAUAGAUGCCGCAUCAUAAAUAUGGUUAUUAACAUAAUUUUACUUCUAGUUUAAAAAGAACAACGGAUGUAAUGUUUGGAGGAAAGCAAGUCUUAGUGUGUGGAUAUGGAGAGGUAAAACAUGUGUUUAGUUGGGGGAGGGGGGCAGGGGUGCUCCCCUUCCAUUAUAAGGAUGUGUUCAAUAUAUAUGCACAAAACACUUCUUUCCUUAUCAUCAAAUUUAUAUAAUUUUUUUUUUAAAUUAUAUUUACAAUCAUAUUAUAUAAAAAAUACACAGAUUGAAGGAUUGGACAACAGAACUAGAAUCAACAAAGACUAAUAGGGCUAUGAGAUCCUUUGUACCUUUUAUGUGCAAAUCGUUUUAAAUGCAAAUAAUUAAUGAUAAUUUUAAAAUUUGUAGCAUAGUAGUAAUUGAUAGUGAGUGUAAAUUACGCAAUUCAACCCUCGGUUGCGAUGUAAUUUUUAUUAAUAAACCUAAGCUAACCCUAACCUAAGAAUCCCAUACCAAGUCCAUCCAUCUAACACUAAAACACGACAUAUUACGGACUAGGCCAAAAAAAAAUGUGGGUUUCCGGUUUCUUCUCAUAAAAACUUAGGUAGGGUAGGUCGGUUUUAACCUUUUUUUUUAAACUUUUUUUUUAAUUUUCCGAACAAGCGGACGCCAUUUUGUUUAGUCAGUGCUUCCACAUCCAAAGAUAAAUUUCCCUAAUAUUGCCUAUCCACAAACUUUUUCCUCUAAGUGGAAACACUUACAAGCAUGAUCCAAUAAAAAAGUUUAGGGUCGGGAUUUCGACGUCCAAAAGCUAGGUAGGAUCGGGAAACCGGAAACCCACAUAUUUUUUUUUGGCCCUACAAACUGGUAAUGCCUCUACCAACAACCUCAUUUUCUCCAUACUUAGGUAGGCAAAGGGUGUUGUGCGGCAUUAAAGGGUUUAGGAUCCAUUGUUCAUGUCACCGAAAUUGAUCCAAUCUGUGGUCUGCAGGCAGCGUAAGUACAACCAUCCAAAAUAUCCGUGCAAGAUCCUGAGGAACUAACCAACUUUUCAUUGCAAGUCCGCUGGAGAGUGAGCCUUCUGUAGAGAACAUUUGCCGAAUAUGAACUGCGUGACAAUGAAACACAUCCAUCGCUGAAUAACACGAUUAUGCUACAGUCCCAUGCAACAGUGCCAUACAGUCUACAUUGAAAAGUUAAUGUGUGUUUUCUCUUUACAUGCCAUACAGUCUACAUUGAAAAGUUAAUGUGUGUUUUCUCUUUACAGUAUGGAUGGAUUUAAAGUUGUAAGAAUUGAAGAAGUUGUAGGACAAAUUGAUAUUUUGAUCACUGCAACAGGUACGCUGGAGUACUAUUGUACAUUAAAUUUUCUUUGCAAGAAAAAAAUAUUCAAUCUUAUUUGUAUGUAAGCGACAUUUUAUAAAUAUAGAAGGGAUUUUGUAGAUUGGAGCGAACUGAAAUGCAGGAAACUUGUAUAUAAGAAGCGGGGACUGUAUUUCUUUUUUCCAGGUAACAAGGGUGUGGUAACGAGAGAGCAUAUGGAUCGUCUUAAGAAUGGUUGUAUUGUGUGCAAUAUGGGGCAUUCCAAUACGGAAAUUGACGUGGUGAGUUGCUUGUAGCUGUACACGAGCAGUGGUACAAGGGUGUGAUGGCCUGACAUGAAAUGUAUCUGAACUAUAUCUGGAUCACAUCUUCAGCAUUGAGUUCUCGAAUUCAAGCCAAUAGCGAGGUUCAGAUUUGGCUACCACUACCGCCAUACCUUUCACUGACUUAGUACGCAUCUGAUUGGUUAAUCGGGUCGAUUAAACGCUUCUGAUUGGUUAAUCGGGUUGAUUAAACGCAUCUGAUUGGUUGAUCGGGUCGAUUAAACGCAUCCGAUUGGUUAAUCGGGUCGAUUAAACUCGUCUGAUUGGUUACUGGUAGCGUAGUGGAAGUCGGAUGUAAACGUCACUAAUGCUUCGUUCGCACAAAUGUAGAGUGUCCACUAAUCUUCCUCAACUCACUCGUUUGAAUACAUUUCAUGCAGUCAUUGAAUGCUGGAUUUGGUGGGUAAUCCAAGCAAAGUUAAUGGACCAUAUAUGUAGACAACUUAAGACCUAACCAAGAAUCGAACUUGCCAGAUAGAUGCUCACUUGGAUUACACACCAAAUCCAGCAUUCUUGUUCAACCUGGUGAAGUGCAACAACAUCUUUCAAAUUUACUUUAGUCAUUGCACUCUCUCUCUCUGUUAAUUUCCACCUCUGUGUUUUACAGGCCAGUUUAAGAACGGAGGAAUUGAUCUGGGAAAAAGUUCGACCCCAAGUAGAUCAUAUUAUUUGGCCAAAUAAGAAGAGAAUAGUUCUAUUAGCGGAGGUAUAUAUAUAUAACAUUGCAAUAUAUAACAGGGUUCGUAGCAGUCUUUGAAAUCCUUGAAAGUCUUUAAAUUUGAAUGCAGGUCUUUAAGGUCUUUGAAAAGUCUUUGAAAAGUCUUUGAAUUGUGUGAAAAAGCGAAGAAAGUCUUUAAAUUCUUUAGUGAUUAUUUGAUUAUACGAUUUCCUAGCUAAUAAAAUAGAUUGAUUGAAGCAAGAUUUUCGCAAAUAUCGACGAAAAGGCGCAUUUUAGGAUGUGAUUUGACGGGACUAAUUACCUGGUAAAAAUGGUGCUUAUAUACAUCGCAAUUUUUCGACACCUGAUUGCUCUCAAAGGUCUUUGAAAAGUCUUUGACAAUAGGCAGAAAAAAUCUUUGAAAGUCUUUGGUCUUGGAAACUAUACGAACCCUGUAUAAGUAAAGUUAGUUCGGACAUGGUUUAUUUAGUACUGAUUUAUAUUUCAUAUUAGGGUCGUUUGGUGAACUUAAGUUGUUCCAGUGUGCCGUCAUUUGUAGUAUCAAUUACAACUACAACACAAGCUAUAGCUCUAAUAGAACUGUACAAGGCUCCGCCUGGACGAUACAAACAAGAUGUUUAUUUGCUACCGAAGAAAAUGGGUAAGAAAUAUAAUUAAACUUCCCAUCAAGUUAAACUUCCCAUAUAGGCUAAUUAAACUUCUCACAAAAUUAAACUUCCCAUAUAAUGUACCUAUUCCCUAAUGAACAAAAUUUUGAUCUAGACAAGUCUAGACAAACAUUUCACUACAGCUUGAAAGAGCUUCACAAAAUUAGUAAUAUUCCGAAGUUUCGUUGCGAAAUGUUGUAAAAUGCGGAUAAUAUAGCACUGCGAAGUUUGCUGUUUUUCAGUCAUUUUCUAUUACGCGCGGGAAAUUGAUACCGCUUUCUGAAAAAAGGUAUCAAUUUCGCGUGCGUAAUACAAAAUGACUGAAAAACGGCUAAUUUCGCAGGGCUAUAUUAUCCGCAUUCUACAACAUUUCGCAACGAAAAUUCGGAAUAUUACUAAUUUUGUGAUGCUUUUUCAAGCCGUGAUAAAAUUUUUGUCUAGACUUGUCUAGAUCAAAAUUUUGUUCAUUAGGGAAUAGGUACAUUUACCCUGGCCCAGAGGUUUUUAGGUUUGGCGAACGCGAACUGCCAGAAAACGCGCGAAGCGAAAACAAUACCCUCUGACUCCCAUGCAGGGUAAAGUCCAUUAAACUUCCCAUAAAAUUAAACUUCCCAAAAAAAAACUUCCCAUAAAAUUAAACUUCCCAUAUAAUUAAACUUCCCAUAUAAUAGACCUUAUGUACUGUAUAAUGACGUCGCAAGGCUUGAUGCUCGCGAGGAAUGCUGAUCUUAGUAGUCAUCGCCCGGGAAAAUUAAACAAUUCACAAUGGCCAUAGGCCACUAUCGAAAUUUUCUGGCCGGGCAAUGACUACUAAGACCAGCAUUCCUCGCGGUCAUCAAGCCUUGUGACGUCAUUAAGCAUGGUCUAUUAACUAGCCUCGCGCUGAUUGGUUGAGCUGAUUAAAACCGUCAGAUGAUCUUUGCAGACACCAUGGAUAAUUCAAAGUUGUUUUUGAUGAACAUUUCGGGUUUAAAAUUCACACUAGAAAUUUUCACCUACAAAACCCCAACCUCGUUCCCAGGGCUUCAGUGUGAGGACGAGGCGGAAAAAACCCUUUCAUGUGUGUAUUCACGGUGAUUCCUAAAUUCACUUAAACCAUAGUUAAUAUAUUAACUAUGCUUAAACAUUGGUUCCGUUCACAGAUGAGUAUGUAGCGUUGCUACAUCUGCAGACGUUUGAUGCGCAUCUCACGGAGCUAACGGAUGAACAAGCGAAAUAUUUGGGUGUGGCAAAAACUGGACCAUAUAAACCUAAUUAUUAUAGGUAAGGCAUGAGGUGUUUAUCACUAUGGUAACAGAAUCCUCAUUGGGUGGGCAAUGUGCAUACACUCCAGGGCGGUUACCCCUGGCAUACAUACUCUAUUUGUGACGUGUGCAUAGAACUAGGGACGGAUUUUGAGGAGGUGCAAAAAUUAUGACUAUAUGUAUGACUCACUACAAAUUUUGCACCAAAACGGUAAUUGACCCAGGCAUGAAUGCAUAGAACGAAUUUUCAGAUUUUGCUCUUGGGGGGUUAUGGGCGGGUUAUGCGGCGGCGCCGAACAAGCUGCAGCAACCCCUGGGGGCACAGUUGCUAACGGGGGUAAGGGGCCGAAGCCCCAAGGAAAUUUUGAGAUUUUUUAUUCAAAAUCCUUGUUUUUAGUCUUACUUAGUUCAAAAUAUUUAAAUCACACUACUGUCAUUUAUCCCAAUGACACAGAAUAAUGAGCAUUUAAUUUUUUUGGGGGGGGAGGCAUAUUUCUCUAGGUGGGGUGUGAAAACCAAUACAUAAAAAUUUAAUAACUAUCACUCAAGUUAACUGUUAAAUUUGAGUCAAAUUUUGACUUUGAUCCAUCAAAGGGUCUCAGGGGAGGUGCGCAAAUUGCAGCCAUAUACCACUGGGCCAUGCAUAGAACAAUUUUGCAAACCGUUUGCCCUUGUUCUAAUAAUUCGUUAUAUAUUUUUUUCUAGAUAUUAAAUUAAAUAAAUAUGAUACGUGGGGAGAGAAAUGCAACGCAAAGUUUGGAAGCAAUCAAUAUUUGUUCCACGCUAUUGCCAAAAUCAUCCAAGAUGGUCUAUUUAUUACAUUACAGAUUUCUGUUCCGACGAACAGAGCGUUGAUGCAUAUAUUAUUAUUCACAUUACAAUUGUGAGCUAUUUUACCAAUAUCGUAUUGCAGGAGAGCUUGCAUAUUGUGAAACAUUGUAAAUUCGAGGUAGUAAUUAGUGUAGUUCAUAUACAGCAAAGCUAACAACAAUUUUAAUUGGCAGACAACAGCCAUAAAGCUUGGUCUUACCCCUGAUAAAUUGUGUGGGUACUAUCCUUUAAAUAUACUGGAGGCAGCUUCGUACCCAGGCGCUUUGUUGUGCUACACCGUCGCGCGACACGCACGCGGGACGACGCGCGUGGGAGAAAAUGGCCACGUAAGUCAUAGAACAACACAUAGCGCCUGGGUACGAGGCUGAUACUGGAGGCAUAGUUUAUCAAGAUAUGAUGUUCUGGAAACAUGACAGAAGUUGCUUUGUUAAUAGUAUACAUACGAGGUUCAGAUUUUGACUACCACUACCUCUUAACUGCAUGGCUUAGUACACAUCUGAUUGGUUAAUCGAAUAUAUCAAACGCAUCUGAUUGGUUGAUGGUUCCUUAAUGGUAGUAGUAGUGGAAGUCAAAUCUGAACCUCUAUGUUAUGUUGUCGUCUGAGUUUAUGUUAGGCUAGGGUCACACGUCGAACUUUUCAUGCGCCGAACCUAAUGUAAAUGAAGUGAAACAAAGAACUUAGCUCAUUAACAUUAGGUUCGGCUCGAAAAGUUCGACGUUUGACGCUGGCCUCAAUUUGUGCACGGUCUAUGAUGAAACGUGCAACCACAAUGAAUACUAUUUAAUAAAGUUGAGACAAAGGAUUUGUGCGCAGUGAGGUACAGUUCAACAUCAAACAAAGCUCUUCUAUUUUGUGGCUUUGAAGUUUGCCCGGCUUCCAGACCAUCGUAUCUUGACAAACUAUGCUGAAAAUUUGUGCCAUCCAGUCGCGAUCCAGUGGAUCGGAAUAUUCCACUGCUUUUUAUUGUUUUGAAAAUCCACUGUUCUCCAAGCCAUCUAGUUACUGUUUUUUUGACAUAUUUGUAACGUUAAACGAAGGGACUAUCUAGUCAUUGGCUGCUGCGCGGCCAGUCGAUACGUGAAGAGCUGUUGUAAAGAGUACGUUGGGAUUUAUAAGCGUGGUUUCCCUUUGGUCAUGAUGGUUGAACAUUUCCAAGUUAGCUGGAUAUAUAGUGUUUCACAUGCGGAACAAAAAACACAUGAAUAAUCUGAUCAUUAAUUUCUUAUCUGUGAUUAUGAUCUGGUCACGAGAGCCACGACCAAGUGGAAAUUAUAGCCCCGUUUACACUACGCCCAAUUUUUGGUACGGCACGGAUAAAAUUGGGACCCGUACCACUUUUUUGGUUCUUGGACUACCUAUUUAGCUAAGCCCCGUUUACACUACGCUUAAUUUUUGGUACCUAAGGUAGUCCAAGAACCAAAAUAGUGGUACGGGUACCAAUUUUAUCCGUACCGAACCAAAAAUUGAGCGUAGUAUAAACGGGGCUUAUGUUAAUGAGGCAACAGGAACUGUCAGAAUUUGCUGUAUAUGAACGUGUACGUCGCGUAGAAUUGUGACUAUUUUGUACUGAGGCCAUUUUUGAUUGAGAAUUAUAUAGACGGUAGAGUUAGAGUUAAUGAGAUAGCCAGAUUGUGUAUUAGCGUUUUAUAAUAUACCGCAUACGGGAAUUAACUUAAAUAUAUGAGAACUGAAUUUGAAGAUAAUAAAGAA
This is a messenger RNA of Paramuricea clavata, 7276 nucleotides long. NCBI's taxonomy places the organism in Eukaryota, Metazoa, Cnidaria, Anthozoa, Malacalcyonacea, Plexauridae. The record is from the annotation of a GenBank genome assembly.